This is a messenger RNA of Anthostomella pinea, 864 nucleotides long. NCBI's taxonomy places the organism in Eukaryota, Fungi, Ascomycota, Sordariomycetes, Xylariales, Xylariaceae. The record is from the annotation of a GenBank genome assembly.
AUGCCAACGCUGGCCGUGGAUUACGCCAAGUCGUUCGAUGAGGUGUAUUGCGCUGGGACACUAGAAGCGAUUCGGCAGGAAGCUGGAGCUGAUACGUUCCCAUCAUGGGUGCCGCGAUGGGAUCGUUCACUUGCUAGGGAUGCAGGAGAUGCGACACGCAUGAUUACUGACUGCGCGGCGGACGACACCCGUAGCGUGAGUGCUCACACCCUUUCAGCAAACUUCACCAGCGCCCAGCAGCGCAUUCUGUGGGUGGAUGGUAUUGUCCUUGAGCCCAUAUUGGCGGUCAACGAUGUAGUCCUGGCAUCUAUGUACUACCCGGAUAUUGCCGCCUUCCUUGCGCGAAGUAAGCGAUUCGCCGACGCCCACCACCACGACUGGGAGUCCACGACUUCGGAUUUGGACGACUUGCUUACGACGAUGAUGUGCGAUCCGCCCGGCACUACCAAGUUUCAGGACCCGCGCAAAAAUAACGAAUUGAUCGAGCUCUUUUGUAUUGCAGAUACCGAUGCCGCACAAGUCACCGAAACGUUUACACGAUUAAGCGCAUCCUGCCAGUCAGUUCUGAGUACUAUGCUGAACACUUGCUACAACCGUCGCCUUUUUAUCACAGCAUCCGGACGUCUCGGUUUAGGGCCUCAGAAUUCGCGAGCAGGCGACCUCAUCGCAGUCUUUCUCGGGGAGCGCUUUCCGUACGUCGUACGUCCAGUGGACGGUGACCCGUGUAAGGAAGGCGACGAGAACUCCCACGAACAAGGAUACCGUAUGCUCGAACACUGCUACGUCCACGGCAUCAUGAACGGAGAAGCGGUACAAGAGCACGAAGCAGCUGGGAAGCCGAUCCCGACUUUCCGACUGGCGUAG